Meloidogyne enterolobii is the source of this 1453-nucleotide messenger RNA. NCBI's taxonomy places the organism in Eukaryota, Metazoa, Nematoda, Chromadorea, Rhabditida, Meloidogynidae. The record is from the annotation of a GenBank genome assembly.
AAAAAUGAGUGCAGAUUUGAAUAAAUUGGAAGGUCUUGUUGGUCGUCUAGAAAUGGCCGUUCAACGUCAAGAAGCAUUGUAUAAUAAGCCAGGAUUGUCUCCAAAACCAACUUCUAUCCCUCCUCCUGCUGGUGGAAAUGGUUCAAUUCCUCCUUCAAUUAAAGCUUAUGAUGAUUCAGUAAAUAAUGCUUUAAAGGCUUUUGUGGCUGUCUCAAAGAAAAUUGGUGGACCUAUUGGACAAAUGGCAGAUAAAGUUUCCGUUGCUUUCGAUUCCCAACGCCGUGCAAUUUGGGAAGGUAUUGGCCGUCCAGAGCCAAAUGAUAACCAAAAACAGCAAUUGCUUCAACCAGUUGUUGAACAAGUUGGAAUUGUUUGUGCAUUUAAAGAACAAAAUAAAACAAAUAAAUCUGUAUUCAAUCAUUUGGCUGCUGUUUCUGAAGGUCUUUCGGCACUUGGAUGGUUGGGAGUUAAACCAACACCCGGUCCGUAUGUCAAAGAAAUGUUUGAUGUUGCAAUGUUUUAUGUUAAUCGUGUUCGAUCUGAGAAUAAAGGAGACAAUAAUCACUCAGAAUGGGCUAAAAGUUGGUGUGAUGUGUUUUUUGCUUUACAGGGGUAUAUUAAACAAUGGCAUACUACAGGGUUGUCUUGGAAUUCUGCACCUGGUUCUCAACCUUCUGGGACUACACCAAAAAGCGGUGGAGGUGCUCCUCCUCCCCCGCCACCGCCUUCUAAUGAUUUACUUACACAAAUGGCUAGCAAACAAAGUGGCGGUGGGGGUAAAGAUCAAGGAAGACAAGCACUUUUUGCCGAAUUAAAUAAAGGGGAUGCUAUAACUUCUGGAUUAAAAAAAGUUACUGCAGACAUGCAAACACACAAAAAUCCCCAACUUAGAACUCAAUCAACAGUUCCAGCUGAUAAAGGAAAAUCUCCACAAAAAAGUGUUUCUCCGUCUGGAAAGGCUGGAAUUGAAAAACCUCCAAAAAUAGAAUUGAAAAAUCAAAAAGUUUGGGAAAUUGAAUACCACAAAGAUAAUCGUCAAAUCCAAAUACAAGCUGAUUUAAAACACUCAGUUUAUAUAUUUCGUUGUGAGAAUAGUGUUAUUCAAAUAAAGGGAAAGGCUAAUUCUGUAACUGUUGAUUCUUGUAAGAAAACUAGUGUAGUUUUUGAUGCCCUUCUUUCUCAAGUGGAAGUUAUUAAUUGUCAAAGUAUUGAAUUACAGACAUUAGGUUCUUUACCAACAAUUUCAAUUCAAAAAACGGAUGGUUGUCAAGUUUACUUAAGCAAAGAAUCUUUGAAUGCAGAAAUUGUAACUAGUAAAUCAAGUGAAAUGAAUAUAUUAGUGCCUAAAGGAGCUGAUGGAGAUUUUACAGAAUUUCCUGUGCCAGAACAAUUCAAGACAACUUAUAAUGUUAAAGAAAAUAAAUUACAAACUCAAGUAUCGGAUAUUGUUUAA